Messenger RNA from Stomoxys calcitrans (stable fly), 1024 nucleotides. RefSeq names its product large ribosomal subunit protein uL23 (gene RpL23A). Gene Ontology annotation, molecular function: structural constituent of ribosome; rRNA binding. The transcript is spliced from 4 exons. Lineage: Eukaryota; Metazoa; Arthropoda; Insecta; Diptera; Muscidae. The coding region runs from base 78 to 902 and encodes 274 amino acids. Gene Ontology annotation, cellular component: ribosome; cytosolic large ribosomal subunit. Gene Ontology annotation, biological process: ribosomal large subunit assembly; translation. The record is from RefSeq and is a predicted model, not a curated record.
UCGAAUUUUCGAACACGAACUUCCGCCCGAUUGAAAAAGACAAAAAAUUUUCCUUUUCAUUUCUUUUUCUCGUAGAAAUGCCACCCAAAAAGCCAACCGAGAAAUCCGGCGCCAAGCCCGGCGAUAAAAAGCCUGAGAAGAAACCCACCACUGCUGCCGCUGCAGCUGGUGGUGCUAAGAAGGAAGCCGCUGCUAAACCUGCUACUGCUGCUGCCCCCAAAAAGGCCGCUCCAGCUGCUAAGAAACCCGCCACUGCUGCUGCCGCCAAGAAGCCAGCAGCCAAAAAGGCUGCCCCUACCAAGAAGGUCGCCUCCAAGGCUAAACCUAAGGCCAAGGAUGCCAAGAAGAAGACCACUGUUGGCAAGAAGCCUCAAUCCGUUUUGGCUAAAUUGUCUGCCAAGGCUCGUGCUGCCGCCAAGAAGGUUACCACCAAACCCGGUGCCAAGAUCCAAAAGGGAACAGCUAAGGCCAAGGCUGUUGCUUUGUUGAAGGCCAAAAAGGCCCAAACCAAGAUCAUUAAGGGUGCUUUUGGUACUCGUACCCGUAAGGUUCGUACCAAUGUUCACUUCCGUAGGCCCAAGACCUUGAAGUUGCCACGCAACCCCAAAUACACACGUAAAUGCGUGCCCACCAGAAAUCGCAUGGAUGCUUACAAUAUCAUUAAAUAUCCAUUGACCACUGAAGCCGCCAUGAAGAAGAUUGAAGAUAACAACACCUUGGUAUUCUUGACCCACUUGAAUGCCAACAAAAAUCAUAUUCGUGCCGCUGCCCGCAAGUUGUACGACAUUAAGGUAGCCAAGGUUAACAUUUUGGUGAGACCCGAUGGCAAAAAGAAGGCCUACGUUCGUCUGGCACGUGAUUACGAUGCCUUGGACAUUGCCAACAAGAUUGGCAUCAUAUAAACAAUUACCCAUAUGGAUAAUUUUUUCGUGUGUUAUUACAUUGGAAUAAUUACUUUUAAUUCUAUAAUUUUAUAGAAGCGAUCUAUAACCAUUUUUAAUUUUAAUGUGCAACUCCUCCCAAA